Molecule: messenger RNA, 411 nt
Organism: Emericellopsis cladophorae
Lineage: Eukaryota; Fungi; Ascomycota; Sordariomycetes; Hypocreales; Bionectriaceae
Product: ER membrane protein complex subunit-like protein
Exons: 2
Coding region: 1-411 (136 amino acids)
Biological process (GO): protein folding in endoplasmic reticulum
Cellular component (GO): EMC complex
Source: RefSeq, a predicted model, not a curated record
AUGACAUGGAUACCUAGGUUCAUCACCUUCACGGGCUUGGUUCUUCUAGCCCACGCAGGCUACUCUGCCCAAGAACAUGCCGCCCUAGCAUCGGCGACAGCGCAGCACUCGAAUCAAGCAGGCACCUCGACCUCGUUACCCAUCGACAUCAGCAUAGAAACUAUAGUUGCUACCAUGGCUGUCUGCAUCGGACUCGUCCUCAACACACCGAACCUUCGACCAAUUCAGUGGAACGUUUGGGCUGGGAAGAUCGAACGCGAGGGCGCAGAAGGCUUUCGGGACAGCUCGGGAGCUGUUGAAAAGGACUACAGGGGUAACCCUUUCGGCACAUUGGAGUCGAGGCCCGGCUUCGUGGACAUUCGCAAGCAACGACGAGAGUUUGCCGAGUGGGCCAAGAGCGGGAGCACCUAG